GAACGAGCAAGGAUCUGUUUGAUGCUUUUCCUGCCAUCCUGCUCGUUAUUGAAGAUAAAAGCCAGCUAUACUAAGUGUUUGCGUUGAAGAAGGAUCUCGAAUUUCAAGCUUCAAUGAAUGAUGUCUUCAUAGCUCCUUGGUUGAGGUGUUUGCUAGUAUGGACUUUAACAAUAAUGGUGUUGGUGUUAAUCUGUUAUGACUGGGUUGAGGGCUCAGAAAUACAGGAUCCCAUCAUUUGGGGGCAUUGACUGUGGAUUGGUUGGUUGACAUUAGUUCACUGGAGGGAGGAGAGGCUGACUGGAAGUUGGUAGGGGAACGAACCCAGACUCCGUGUGUAGAUUCUGCUCCUUUACAAGUAAACUAUCCAUAGCUAUAGCUGGGUGAAGUCUCUGGUAAAUCCCAGAGUUAUGACCUGCCUAUCUUUCUUAUGCGGUAGAAAAGUGGAUCCAACAACUAGACCUUCUGGGUUCCAAGAUGAGCUCUCCGGAGUGCACAAUGUUAAUCUUUACUCAUACAGGGAGCUGAGACUCGCUACUGAUGACUUUAGUCCAGAGAAUAAAGUUGGUGAGGGUGGAUUUGGUUGUGUCUAUAAGGGAAAACUUAAGAAUGGGCAGGUCGCUGCCAUUAAGGUUCUCUCCUCUCACUCAAGACAAGGUAUAAGAGAGUUCCUGACAGAGAUUCAAGUGAUUACAGAUAUAGAGCAUGAAAAUUUAGUGAAGCUCUAUGGUUGUUGUGUGGAAGGGAAUCACAGAAUUCUUGUCUACAACUACCUAGAGAAUAACAGCCUAGCACGAACACUUCUUGGUGGAAGUCAAAGUGGUAUCUACUUCAACUGGCCAACACGAGUUAAAAUUUGCAUUGGAAUUGCAAGUGGGCUUGCCUAUCUUCACAAGGAAGUAAGACCGCAUAUUAUCCACCGAGACAUCAAAGCAAGCAAUAUUCUUCUUGACAAAGAUUUGACCCCAAAAAUUUCAGAUUUUGGUCUUGCCAAGCUCAUACCACCGAACGUGACGCAUGUCAGUACACGUGUUGCGGGAACCGUAGGUUAUUUGGCACCAGAAUAUGCAAUAACAGGCCAGGUGACACGGCGGGUUGAUAUUUACAGUUUUGGCAUCCUUCUAAUUGAAAUAGUCAGCGGGAGAUCCAAUAACAAUACACGACUACCCAUGGAUGAACAGUAUAUCCUUGAAAGGACAUGGCAACUUUACGAGAGAAACGAGCUGGUGUUGCUGGUAGACGCAACGCUGAAUGGAGAUUUUGAUGCUGAACAGGCUUGCAGAUUCUUGAAGAUCGGUCUGCUCUGCACCCAAGACUCUCCAAUGCUUCGGCCCUCCAUGUCAACCGUUGUUGAAAUACUUUCCGGCAAGAAAGACUUUGAUGAAAGCACAAUAACAAAACCGGGAUUAAUAACAGACUUCAGGGACUUAAAGAUCAAAAGCAACCCCAAACCACAGCACCACCUUUAUCAUACAUCUUCCAAUCAAAACUCCUCAGGCUCCGACACUUUGGACAAUAUGACAUCGACUUCACCGUCUUCUUCUCGGGCUACCAUGACAUUUACUGCCAUAUGCGAUCGAAGCGGGUGAGGUGAGGAGAAGAGUUUUGCGGUGGAUGGGGAGGGAUUUUGUAAUUUUUAGGAAAAGAUAUUGUUACUGCAUAGUUUUUGUGUCAUUUUAGUUGGGGGUUGUCUAUAUUGUUUUGCUGCCUUUUGUUUGUUUUCUUCUUCCUGAUUUUGUUUGAAGCUUGAACUUGUAAUAUUUGGGCAUCCUGGGAAACUCAGGAACACGAAUAGCCAUGUAAAUGCAGUCACACUGUCAAAUGAAAAAGUAUUCAAGAGAAUCCAGCCAAAUUCUUUCUUACA
Molecule: messenger RNA, 1861 nt
Organism: Sesamum indicum (sesame)
Lineage: Eukaryota; Viridiplantae; Streptophyta; Magnoliopsida; Lamiales; Pedaliaceae
Source: RefSeq, a predicted model, not a curated record